AUGGCUUAUACCAUCUACUCCUGCAUCGACCUACAUCUUGACGGCUUCGCCGGUGCCGUUCAUGCCGCCUCCGGACCGGAGAACCGGAGGGGCACUCGCAUCUACGAUCCCCCGCGCUUGCAGAAACUCGACCAGUCCGACAGCAUUUGCUCCACCUUUGACACGGACCUACCCGAGGGCGGCACUCUGGAUUGUGAAUACGGAGACACACAUCCAAUGCUUCUAAAGUGUGGUCAUAAUCGCCAGAGGACAAGUCUUGCGACGAAUGAUUGCCGUGGGAAUACGUUCCUUCGCCCCGAGUUUUAUCAUGACCUGGACAUCAAGGCAACCGGAUUCUCACAAGUCCUGCAUAGCCGCGAAUUGCCAUUUCCUGUCCAGAAAGUAUUGCCCAGCACGGAACGUGAAUCUGGUCCGAACAAAAGCAAGGAGCAGCAAGGCAUGACAAGAAGGAGCCGGUGA
Molecule: messenger RNA, 459 nt
Organism: Sodiomyces alkalinus F11
Lineage: Eukaryota; Fungi; Ascomycota; Sordariomycetes; Glomerellales; Plectosphaerellaceae
Exons: 7
Coding region: 1-459 (152 amino acids)
Source: RefSeq, a predicted model, not a curated record